UACCGUCGGGAUUCUCAUUGCCUCACCGUAGUUAUUACGACCGUAUGCCCAACAACCCGUUCCUGCACAUUCGCCUGCCCAGGAAGCUGACGAAGGGCAAGUCUGUGUGUCUUGGGCCUCCUGAACUCUCAGAGCUACAGCAUCUUCAAAAACACUUGUUCCAAAUGAAUGUGGAGCAAGCAUACAAACAGUAUAUCAAGGACACCGUCAAACUCUUCGACGCAAGUGGGCCCGACGCUGUGGAGUUUGCCGCCCACCUCUUCCACUACGAGAGCAGGAUCGCUGAAAUCACGCCUUCAGAGAAAAUCCUGAAGGACCCCUUGGCUUCGAACCAUCUCAUCUCCAUCGGCGAACUCUCGCAGAUUGCCAGAAGCGUCCCGUGGUUAGACCUCCUGCGUCACAUCUUCCCCAACAGUAAACUUGACCACAGAACCGACGUGUUGGUCGUGUCACGUGACUACUUCAGCGAUCUCUCGGAGCUCAUCUCGACGACGGAUAGGAGUUUGUUGAACAACUACCUUAUCUUCAGCUUCGUGACAGCCUUUAUGCCCUAUUUGUCUGCUGAAAAUAGGAGAGUUCUGGAUCUCUAUCACAGGGAAUUUACAGGCCGCCAGGAGCCGAUGGAACGCUGGGAAUUCUGCAUUCAGUCGACGUCAAAGUUCUUCAGCUUCGGCCUUGGGUCCUUGUACGAGCGCUCGCCUUCAAGAACUCGAGCUCGACAGCGCAAUGGAGAAGUUAUUCAACACAUUUUCGGCCAAAUCCGCAACACUUUGGCUACAAAUUUGGUAAACAGCCGCUGGUACCCACUCGAAGUGAAGGCUCAGCUAACAGCAAAGCUGAACAAUAUGAGUAUAGCAGUUGGAUACCCUGACCGUCUCCUAGAUCUUAAUGUGAUCAACGCCUAUUAUGAAGAUUACACCAUUUUCAUAAAAGAUUUCUUCCAGAAUCUGCAGGAUUCCAUACGAAAUGCUAGAAGGCAGCUGGAACUGAAGCUGAUAGACCCCAUGCCAGAGUCUUCGUGGAUGCAUGCUCUCACUGGUGAAACCAUCACCUAUAUCCAUGAGGCGAAUAAGAUAGUUAUCCCGCCUCAUCUCCUCAAUCCACCUCUGUUCCAUCGCAAUUAUCCCAUGUCAAUGCUCUAUGGAAGCAUGGGAGUACAGAUUGCAAGAGAGAUUUUACGGUCUGUCGACUCAAUUGGGCUGGCAUGGAAUAGUAGAGGACAGCUUGUAAACCGUUCAGUGUAUACAAACAGGUCAAUGGAUAACCUGCUAAGCAUGGCAGGCUGUGUUACCGCUGCUACUAUGGAACUCUCAAUAGAAACUGAUGCCGUCGUAGACAGAACCUCCCUAGAUACAGCUGCAGAGAUUGAUGCUAUACGGCAGACUUACCAGGCAUACCUCUCUCUGAUGCAAAAUGAGCCGCAGCCACAGCAUCCAAGUUUUGAAAGCAUGAACACCACAAAUAUCUUCUUCAUGUCAUAUGCAGGGAGUUUAUGUUCAGACACAGCAAUGCAGCAAGAGGACAUAGAGCGGACAUGUAACCCAUCACUGAUGAAUAAGCCUAGGUUGGAGGCAGUGUUGUCUCAGCUCAAGGAAUUCAGCCAAGCAUUCUCCUGUUCGAAGACCUCCCGUCAUUAUCCAAGGCACUUGUGUCCCCAACUGCACUGACCUCUACAGUACCUCUAUCUUAAGCCCUCGUCACUUUAGAUUUCAGGAGAGUCGAAAGGUCUGGGGAUACGUUUAGUAAUUACCUGUUUCAUACUAUUUUGAUUAUUUUUUGAACUACAAUGAAAGGUCCACAUAUGGAUGGUUUGUGACAUAUUAUUAUUCUUCAACAAGGAAGUUACAAGUAUAGCAUUAUUUGUAUUCUUAUGCUGUAUAUAUAAUUUAGAUAUACAGUUGCCUUGUGAGAAAGGUUGGGGUAUAUAGAUGAAUGGGGCUUAAGGUAAUUAGUAAACCUUUUUUUAGACCUUUCUGUUGUGUUCAGAGAGUGCCUGCUUAAGAAGUCAGGAUUUUGUAUGUAACCUGAGAGAAAAAAAAAGAAAAAAAAAGGAAGGAGGAAGACUAUGUGUGUAUGUCCACUAGAACUCAAAACUUUAGCCUGCUUAGAUUUUAUACUUUAUGAAAUUUCAGCCUUUUAUUCAUGGAAGUCAUUUGUCACUAUUUUUUCAAAAGUUUUUUCUCUAGUUAUAUUCCCAGCAGUAGAGAAAAAUCUUUAGGUAUCAAAAUGGAAGCUGUAACAUAAACCAGCUCUGUAUGGAAUACAAACGACUACCGAGGGCUACACUUUUCUGUAGCUCUAUAUGCUGCUAUGCUGUUUUUUUGUACUACAGCUGUAUAAGGGUCCAUUGCAGUAAUGGUUAGGGUGUAAGAUGCGUCACAGUGUAACUUAAAUGGUAAGCUUAAUGGGGCCUUCUUGUUAUAUUCUAGUUAUCCGAGAAACUGUUAUCCAUGUGUUAUGAUUUAAACUCCCUAAGUUGAAAAUGCCGACCCUAGGAAAUGCAAAUUUGAAUAGCAAUAAAGUUUUUUUUAGGGGUGUUACUGUAUAUAAACAGAUUAAGGAUGAUGUUGUUUAGUUGGUGCAUUAAGAUAUGAUUAAUUAUAUUAAAGCUUUGUACUUAUUGAGUUGACUUUCAAAUAUGUAUUUCAGAUUUCCAUUUUUUUUUUUUUUCAUUUUCUCAGAUUUUCAACUUUGCUGUUAUUCAUACUAACAAUAACCUGUUACUAGCUAGAAAUCCAUAUAAAAGGGUAGACAAUGUACAAGUUAACUGCAUAAUGGAUAGAUUAAGGUAUCCAUUUUCUCAUGGCAAUGCAAGAGAAAGAUCAAAGUGCCAUAGAGAGAGAAAAAGAGAUACGAGAGAGAGAGAGAGAGAGGUUCUUCCUCUGAGACACUCAAAAUAUAAAGGUUGCGAGCACUUGGUUGUUCAAAGAAUCUGUGAGCAAGAACUCAAUGCAACUAAUGUGCACGCAACCACAUCUCAUAUCUCAUAUUCUCCAGCGACAAGGAUAUCGGGGGAUGAAUAUUGUUCCCAAAUAACACAAAGAACCAGAGUAGAAAACAGCCCUUCCAUGUAAGUAAAUGGAUGAGGCUUCUGCAGCCCAGUGAAAUCAAUUCAGAGUUUUUAAAAAGGUUUUAGCAGAGGUGACCUAGGUAAUGUAACUUGUUUCUAAGAUUUAAUGUUGUACAGAAAUAUGUAUGUUAUGAUGUGUGAAAGAGGAAUGGACUCUAGAUUAACAAAGUUAACAAUACAAUUCAUUAUACACUAACAAAUAAAUAUAUGAAUAGUAGAUAAAUUUGGUGGGAAAAUAUUUUUUACAAUGUUGAAGCAACUGGCUUCUUCACAAUUUUUAUGAUCAUUAUCAUUAUUAUCAUUAUUAUUAUUGUUAUUAUUAUUAUUAUUAUUUUUAUUAUUAUUAUUAUUGUCAUUAUUAUUAAUAUUGUUAUUAUUAUUACUAUCAUUACUAUUAUUAUUAUUAUUAUUAGUAUUGUUAUUAUUGUUAUUGUUAUUAUUAUUAUCAUCAUUAUCAUUAUUAUUAUUAUCUUCAUUACUAUUACUGGCAUAAUUAAAUGUUUGUUUUGACUUUGCAUGCCAAUUACAUAUGAACAUCUGCCUUUAUCUGAUUUAAAUUGAGUUAAUUAUUAUUCACUAAUCACAAUUUGCAUUCUUUUCCCUUUAUCUCCUUUUCUCUUUUGGAUGAAGAAGUCGUUGCAUCAUAUGAAAGUAGUUUUUUGUGUAAAUAAAGACAUAAAAAGGGCAAGAAAACUGUAGUUAGCUUUACAUACAAUGGAAGUAGCCAGUUUAUGGUUUGAUGGGCUGUGAUAUCACAUGCAAAUUUAUAUUAUAUUAUAUUGAUAUUAUAGGCAAUGAAUAUUUGAAAUGGCAAUAAAAGAAUUAAUUUCAUAGCCGUAAUUUUUGUUGAUCACGAAGCUUAGCUUUUUAUAGUUUAGGUUUGGUUAUAGAUGAGUUUAUCAGUAUUGUAUGUGGAUGUUAUGGAAAAUAAAGACGGAAUUAUUUUCUCUGCAGAUUUCAGUGGAUUGAGAGGAAAUAUAUAUUUAAUUUGCUGCCUUUUUCACUCUUUGUUAAGUGAUAGGAGGUAAAAAGAAAGAAAGAAUUGAGUAGAUAGGUAUUUAUAUAUUACAUUAUGUUUUAUUUUCCAAUUUUUUUUCCCACUUGGUUAUGCUAAACUUUCCAUAAAGUUUGUUAUUUUUGAGAGAGGUCUGCAAAAGUCUUCAUCAGCUGUAGUUAUCACAGUCGAUGACUUAAAAGACUGUAUGAUGAGAUCCUUCUGCAGAGGGAUUCAAUAGUGAUUAUUUUCCUGGGAAUAGUCUACUCUGAACUCAUGUCUUCUAUCACAUUCUUCCGAUAUUUAGGAAUUUAGUUAUUUAGAAUCUGAUUAUUAAUUUAUUGAUGAGAAAUUUUAAAAAAGCAAAGAUGAUACAUUUGAUCUCUAUAGGCAAUAUCUUAGCUCUUUUUUUUUUGUUUCUUAAAAAUCAGUUAGACUGAAACACAGUGAUAUCUCAGUAUAUUUUACCUAAAGAUAUCCUUAUAGGCUAAUACCAGGAACUUGAGUUUCAAUGAUUAAUGGAUUGGAAAAAUUCUGUAAUGUAAUCAGGUAAUUUUGUGAAAUAAAAAAAAUUUCCCCCCCCAGAGGUCAUCGAGCUGAUAUUUAGCUCUAUAUCUGGCCUCAAAAUAUAGAACAGAGCUCGGAAAAACUGGGCACAUCUAUUUUUCUCAAUAUUUUUAAGGAGAAAAUAAAGCCUGUAAUUAAAUUUUAUGAGUGUACUGUUUUCUAAUACUAUAUAAGAUGGUCCAAAAUGUUACAGGGUUUCUCAAAGGGAAAUCCGUUAUGAUUUUCUUCUUCUUUCGUCUUGAUGAUGGACUUAAGAAGAUUUUCUCUGAAAUUGGUGUCAGUUUGGUAGGAUCCCUUAAAUUGGAACCGUGAAAAUUAACCUUGAGCUUUGGGCUCUCACUUUUCUUCUCACACCACUUGAAUAUGCAAGGUCCUUUUGAAUUUGUAGUGUGUAUGUAUGAGCUAGAUUCUCUUUGUCAUGCCAGUGUUUCUAACAUUCCCUUUGUAAAGUCCAGUGUAUGUGAUUUUGAUCUGCGACUUCAAGGCAUUGCCAGUCCAUACCUUUUUGCUAACGGAAUAGCACACAUCUACAGACAUGUAACAUGCACACACAUGCACACACACACACACACACACACACACACACACACACACACACACACACACACACACACACACACACACACACACACACACACACACACACACACACACACACACACACACACACACACACACACACACACACACACACACACACACACACACACACACACACACACACACACACACACAUACAAACAGGCAUUUUAUUAUUGUGGUUUUCAUUUCUUUACAAAGGAUAUGAUAUACAGAAUUUUGAAAGGUUAAAAUUGAUGGUUAAUAAUAUUGUGUAUUUUAUAAAUGUUGCAAGUUAUCUGAAGAAAAGAGUUACCUUUAGCAAACAUUAAUCUUUUUUGAGUGUCUUUUAUAUUACAAAUUAACCUGCUAUAUAACCAACCUAUUAAUUUUGCAAGUUAUAUUUCCAUGAAUACACCUAAGUUUUUAAGUAUUAAUACCUAAUAGAAAAAAUAUCUAUAUUCAUUCUCUAUGCAUGUAAUGCCUUUCUGUGUUAACUGAAUGUGGCAAUAUCUUUAUUUAUUUAUAUAUUUAUUUUUAUUGUUUUCCAUCCAUAACCCUAUUGUAAGUGUCCAUUUUGUGCCGUUGCUCGAGAAAUGAAUGUACUGUUUAUGGAAUUCAAAAUGAAUUUCACAUUUGCUUGUCAGACAUUACUUUUAAAGUAUGUAGGAAUCUUUUUUUUUUUUCAAUUUUAUGGGAAAGACUUAUGUAUAAGAAUGUAAAUGUAGAUUUUUUUCUUUUAAUCUCAGAUAUUUUAAGUGCCACUUUUAUUUAUAGAAUUAUCUAUGUAACAACGUCUUUGCAAAAUUGCCUGGUUUCAAAUACAGAAAUUCAAGAACAAUGAAAGGUAAUGACCUAAUGCUAUUAUCGUGAGGUUGAUUAUCUUUAUUUUGUAGAAUCAGUACUGAAUUAGGCUUUUAUAGACACUGGAUUGAUAUGAAUGUUUAAAGCAGUUUGUUUGUUUUACACAAGAUUAAUACCUUGUACCUUACAGGUCAUGCACAAAAAUAAGAGCAUUUUGUAAAGGAAGUUCUGGAUAUUAAUAUUACUCUAAAAACUUUUCACGUUUUCUUGCUUUUCUGAUGUAGCUUAAUCCUUAAAUUCAGAAUACAGCCAUAUUUAUUUCAGAAAUACACCGGUGAGCUGUUGGCAAACCCAUAAAAAAAGAACAGAAAACCCAAAAACAACAGGGUGAAGAAAAAAUUUGAUAAACAUGCUUUUGUUUUCCCUGUGUCCGCCCGUCACAUCGCUUUCAAUUUUUCUCGUGCAUCCGACAGCUUCCUGAAACAUGCUAACAUCCCCCGCACGAGAAGAGCUUUAGGCCAUUACCCUGUGUGUACCAAUACAACGAUAAGGCCACAUACAGCUGUCAGCCCAAUGCUAUUAAUAUUUUUGUAUUUUGAUGACCUUUCCUGGAUGUCAGGUUCCUACGUAUAAGUACAUAAAAAUUUUGUACAUAGAAUAAAUUGUUGAAUUUU
This is a messenger RNA of Penaeus chinensis, 6667 nucleotides long. RefSeq names its product endothelin-converting enzyme 2-like. The transcript has 14 exons. Gene Ontology annotation, molecular function: metalloendopeptidase activity. The record is from RefSeq and is a predicted model, not a curated record. Lineage: Eukaryota; Metazoa; Arthropoda; Malacostraca; Decapoda; Penaeidae. Gene Ontology annotation, biological process: protein processing. The coding region runs from base 45 to 1667 and encodes 540 amino acids. Gene Ontology annotation, cellular component: plasma membrane.